Messenger RNA from Alternaria atra, 1299 nucleotides. RefSeq lists its product as uncharacterized. Gene Ontology annotation, cellular component: fungal-type vacuole membrane. Lineage: Eukaryota; Fungi; Ascomycota; Dothideomycetes; Pleosporales; Pleosporaceae. Gene Ontology annotation, molecular function: transmembrane transporter activity. The record is from RefSeq and is a predicted model, not a curated record. Gene Ontology annotation, biological process: transmembrane transport. Bases 1 to 1299 code for a protein of 432 amino acids. The transcript has 5 exons.
AUGUUGGCCAUCUAUUACCUCCAGUCCAUCUGCCAUACCAUCUACGAAAUGGCCGAAAAGGUGCCCAACACCUCUGGAUGCUUCCCCUCUAAGAGCAUUACUGAUACCGAAUCAUUGGCAGGUUCUAUCCUUGUUUACUACGCCUCAUUUGGAGUGAUGAACAGCUUUGGCUUCUUUCAGAACUACUAUAGUAGCGACUUCCUUGAACGGACACCGCCAUCGACUAUCGCGUUUGUUGGAACGCUCCAAAUGGCCCUCAUGAAUUUUCUGGCUGCUCUCUCCGGCGCUCUUUGCGAUCGAUAUGGUGUCAAGUACCUCUAUCUUGGUUCAGGCGCUGGUACUACUCUGGCCCUCAUUAUACUCUCGUCCAUACAUCCUGGCCAGUUUUGGCUAGUCCUUGUGACGCAAGGCUUGCUCAUGGGUUUGACUAUAGCUUUUGGAGUGCAGCCAGCACUCACGGUCGUAGGCCAGCACUUCAAAGAGCGACGUGCGUUGGCUAUGGGUCUUGUUUCUACAGGUUCGGCACUGGGCGGCAUCGGUUUCCCGCUAAUGUUCGACCAACUGCUGCCGAAAGUGGGCUUUGCCAUCUCGCUUCGUCUGGCUGCUGUCAAGAUUGCUGUUUGCUACUCCGUCGCUCUGUGUAUCUCCACAAGCAAACCCAGUGGCAAGCCCCACCCCAGAAGUCUUGCUUCGCUCAUCGAUUUUAGAGGAUUUCUUGACAAAAGCUAUGUUGUACUAUGCAUCGGCACGUGGUUUGCGAUCCUCGGCCUUUGGAUCCCCGCAUAUUAUCUCAAAUCCUAUGCCAAUGCAGUAUACGCUGGAAACGCAGUCAGCAAGUACUUCCUGUGCAUGUUGAACAGCUCCAGCAUUGUCGGCGCAACCUUCGGUGGCUUCAUAGGAGAUCGCAUCGGACGAUUGAACCUACUCUGGCCCGUUACUCUCGUCUCCGGCUGCUUAUGUCUCUUCUUAUGGCUGCUCAGCAACUCUAUGGCUACCCUCAUACUCUUCGUCUGCGUAUAUGGGUUCUGCACUAGUAGCGUAACCGCUCUUCCACCCUCAGUAAUCGGCCAGAUCUCAUCCGAUGAUAAAUUGGGAGCACGCAUAGGCGCCUUUUACAGCGUCAUCGCCAUUGCGAGUCUCAUUGGUACGCCUAUUGGCGGUGCACUCAUCACGGAAGAUAAGACGAAGGAUGGGUAUCGAUGGUUGAUCUUAUUUUCGGGAGCUGCGCUCAUCAUCGGGUCGGCCUUCAUGCUCGGCAGCCGUCUACUACACGAUAAAGACCUGCGCAAGAAGUGGUAG